AUUAACAUAAUCACCUUCAUAUUCACCUUAUCAAUAGCCCUAAGUAUCAUCUUAACCAUAUUAAACUUCUGAAUUGCUCAAAUAAACCCAGACCCAGAAAAACUAUCCCCAUAUGAAUGCGGAUUCGACCCCCUAGGGUCCGCCCGACUGCCCUUCUCAAUCCGCUUUUUCCUUGUAGCCAUCCUAUUUCUAUUAUUUGAUCUAGAAAUCGCCCUGCUACUCCCCCUACCGUGAGCAGUCCAACUUCAAUCACCCACCACUACCCUAACACUAGCCUUUAUACUUAUCCUCCUACUCACACUAGGGCUCGUAUACGAAUGAGCUCAAGGAGGCCUAGAAUGAGCAGAGUAA
Taeniopygia guttata (zebra finch) is the source of this 351-nucleotide messenger RNA. NCBI's taxonomy places the organism in Eukaryota, Metazoa, Chordata, Aves, Passeriformes, Estrildidae. The record is from the annotation of a RefSeq genome assembly.